AGAUAUAGUGAAUGCAGAGUCUGUGGGAGACCAGAUAUAGUGAAUGCAGGGUCUGAGGAGACCAGAUAUAGUGAAUGCAGGGUCCAGGGAGACCGGAUAUAUAGUGAAUGCAGGGUCUGAGGAGACCAGAUAUAGUGAAUGCAGGGACCGGGGAGACCGGAUAUAGUGAAUGCAGGGUUCGGGGAGACCGGAUAUAGUGAAUGCAGGGACGGGGAGACCGAUAUAGUGAAUGCAGGGACCGGGGAGACCCGACAUAGUGAAUGCAGGGACCGGGGAGACCCGACAUAGUGAAUGCAGGGACCGGGGAGACCCGACAUAGUGAAUGCAGGGACCGGGGAGACCCGACAUAGUGAAU
Staurois parvus is the source of this 355-nucleotide messenger RNA. Lineage: Eukaryota; Metazoa; Chordata; Amphibia; Anura; Ranidae. The record is from the annotation of a GenBank genome assembly.